AAGCAACUGUCCUAAGAAGGACCAGGAGAUAAUCAAGGCGAUGUCUUCCACCAGACUCAUUCCCCUGUGGAAGGAUUUUAAAUACCUCUUAAGUGACAUCGUACAUAAAAGCCAGCAAACUUUAGAUGACCCAAAGAGUGAGGUAGUUGUGCUGAGUGACCGGUCCCAGAUACUGUUCAAAGAGUCUCGCCAUCCUCAGAAUAUGCCGCUCAUAUGCUAUUACUUCAGUGAUGCCAACUUCUUUGCCUCCCUCUCUUGGGUGACAGCAGGCACAAAGGAAAUACAGGCUGUAGUAUGGAUGAAGAGCAAAACUGAGGACAUGGUCGAGAAGAGAACAUUCUCCAUGACCGAACGAUUGCCGCCCAUCCAGUCCAUGGUCCACACAGGUUCCUUUCAUAUCCUCGUGGCCUACUGUGGUGAUCUGCUCCUGCGGCUCUUUGGGGACCACUUUCGGUCAUUCAAACCCCUGGGUAUAGUGCCCUGCCGCUUUAACAUCAACUGCCUCUGCUAUGACCCGGAAAUGAAGAUGCUUCUGUCGGGCAUCCUGGGAGCAGUGGUCACCUGGACCAUUGAGCGGAGUGGCAGGGGCCUCGUGAUGGCCCACACGGUUCCCAUGCCUGGCGAUGAGCUUGUCCAGGACAUCACAUUGAAUGGCCCCAGUGGCUCCCUCCUAGCCAUGUGUGAGACUGUGGUGAGGAUGCUUGAGCGCCAGGGCCAGGGCCGCCUGGGAGAGGUGAAGAGGUUCACGUCCACCACCAGUGGCUCCUCUAUCACCUGCUGCUUCACCUGUUUUGAUCAGGGCUUCCUCUAUGCUGGAAACAAGACUGGGGAAAUCCAAGUAUGGAGCCUUGGUUGGGGCCAGUCUCUCCACAGUUUCAAGGCCCAUUCCUCAUCAGUGAUUUGUAUCCGCAGCCGGCCAGAAGCCCACACCCUGCUAACAGCUGGCAAGGAAGGCUUAAUCAAGGAGUGGAACCUGACGUCAGGGAACCUGCUGCGGCGGCUAGAACUUGGCGAGGAACUGUAUCGACUCCAGUUUAUCGACAGCAGUACUUUCUUCUGCCAGACUACCCAUACUUUCUCCUUGUGCUCUCUGCCCUGCUUCUACAGCCUCUUCAAUGUCUGUGGCUCUGCUCCUCAGCAGCUGCGUCGCGUCCGCUGCGCUGAUAACUGGUUCCGGAUCCUGUGCACUACGGAGGAUGGCUUGUUGCGCUUUGUGUCCCCACUAACAGGGGAUCUUCUGGUUCUCACCUGGCCCUUCUCCAUCCUGGACCGGGCAAUGGAUUGGGCCUAUGACCCAGAUAAAGAGGAGCUCUUUGUAGCAACAGGCAGCUCAGAGGUGCUAGUAUUUGACACAACCCGCAGCCCUUGCCCGGCCAAGUAUCUCUUAUGCACCUCACUGGAUUCUCAGGACUUGGUUCAAUGCCUGGCUUAUGGGCAUUUCCACCUGGGUCGGGGUCUAGAAGGACUAAUGUUCUCCGGACACCAGAGCGGUGCGAUAAGAGUGCUUUCCCAGCACAGCUGCGCCCGAAUAGAGAAAUUCAUGCACUUUGGGGCUGUACUGGCACUUUCCACACUGCCUGGAGGGUUUUUUGGCGGCCGAGAAAACUCUUUGCUCUGUUCCUAUGGAAUGGAUGACUAUGUGCACCUAUCAGAAACUCUGCUUGAGGGGAUCAGAGUACGUCUGCGGCCCCUCGCCAGCAUUCUCAGCAGCUGUCACCUAAACCACCUGAUCCUCUUGCCCAAGGCUGUGGGUGCCAUCACGGAGACUAACUGCCUGCGUCUCUGGAAGUUCCAUGAUUUUGUGUCCUCUGAGUCACAGAAAGGCUCGAUGUUCAUAGAGACAUUGCCUCUGCACCAGUGUGCCAUCACGUCCUUUGACGUCUGCCUGUCCUUGAGUCUUUUUGUCACAAGUAGUAGUGACGGCUCUGUCCGCAUCUGGAACUUCCAUGGGAGGCUUGUAGCCAUGCUGGACUCAUCACUGCACUUUGGCCCAGUCUGCUUUGCAAAUGACCGGGGCGACCUGCUUGUGACUUUCAACCAGAGUCUUUAUCUAGUGUCCUGUUUAAAACUGCUUCCCCCAGCCAUGCUGGUUCGCCUUUCCUUUAUAAGCAUGACAGAUGAAGUGCUAGAAACUCCUAAGCCUUUCAUACCAAGCUUCUUCUUCUCCUUUGAGACCAUGUUUGUGCCCAAGUAUAUCUACCGUGGACAAGGGCAACAGGAAUUAGUGGGUCUGGAGAGCCUUGUCAAUAAGCGGGCCAUUGCCUUUGACCAUACCGUGCCACACGUCAUAGAAGAAGAUGAGCAAGGGAGCUCCACGUUACUGGCUGCCUCCAGACACGAUUCCUUGCAUAAGGAGGAAACUGAUUGGAUGCAAGUGAGCAAACCUCGUCAUGCCCAGUAUGUAGUUCCUCCCCAACUACAGCUGACUACCUGGGAUGGACUCAACCCCUAUCAGAUAUUGCGAUACUACUUUGGUCAGGGGCGGAAAUGGCUCCUUGCUCCUGAUUGCUACAUCCCCAACUCAGUGAUUCGUGCCCGUCUUUGGCCAGAGGGCAGCCCAAUAUACCUACAGUGCAACCUGCACUCACCCAUGCGGGAAUUGGAAUGGGACAAGUCUCAACAGUUCUUCUUCUGGCACAGUAAGGUAAGAGCUAUAAGUGAUGUAGGACAAUAUCCACAGGAAAAAGAGGAUGAAGACUUCAUAGAAACGAGACUGUCCAGGGAUGUAACCUACAAUGUCCUUAUAGACUCAGCAAACCGCAGUUGGCUGGGAAAAAAGAUGAGUGAAAUAGCUAUUAAUAGCCUGAUUGAGACAAUCCUCAACAUUAUGAUCUAUGCUUCUCCAUUGAGGUACCAAUGCUGUAUUGGUGUGCUCGGGCAAAUCUUUGCCUCUUACCAGGUCUCUCCAGCCUUGCGUUCUGAAGUGGCCCAUCGUCUGCUGGAUGAUACAACCCAUUCCAAUCCACUGAUCCGAGAGCUAGCCUGGGAAGGACUGAAGCAUCUAGGAAUGAUUACUCAUCUCUUUGCCAUGCCACUGGCCCAAGGAUUAAUGGACAAGGAUGAAAGAGUGAGGAAUAAGGCGCUGAGCCUCAUGGCUGAGACUGGAAUCAACUCUAAGACCUCACUCUUACACUUGAUCCAGAACCGAGAGACCUUCCGGGAGAUGCAGCAGGAAAUGAUUGGGGAGGAAUCCCUGGACCAUCUGCUGGGGAUGCGGGCCACAGAUCUCCAAAUCCUUCAUACUAAAGUGGAGCAGCGCUUGGAGGAAAACCUGACCUUGUCACAGGGAGUUGGAAAGCCUGCUUUUUCUUUAGAUGUCUCAAGGCCUUCUGAACUUACAUCCCUUUCCAAGCAAGUUGAUACAGUUCCUGAAGAAUCUGAAGGUGCCAUCAAGCCUGGCAAAGGCCAAAGACGAGGCCGAGCAGGAAGCAAAAGGCCAAUCCGAAAAUGGUUGCGGGGCCUCAAGAAGAUAAAAGAGGCUGACACAGAGCCAGCUCCCUUAAAGGGUGAACCUGAGCAGAGUGAAGCUGCGCUCAGUGAGGUGGAGGAUGCAGCCAUCUAUUCUUCCAAGUCUUCAGUCCUCAGUGUGCUAAAGAUUUCAAAAGAUGCUGAACAACAACCUCCAGAGAAAGAUGCCUCAAAGGAUCAAAUUGCAUUGACCCUAAAGAUGCUGGGGAAAAUACGUGACAAAACAGGCAAGAAAACAACAGUUCGAAAACCCAUAAAGAGGCGCAAGAAGAAGACAAAAGAAGCUAAAGUUGUAACUGAGGAACCUCUGUCUACUGUAAAGGAAGAACCAGUUGUGAAGAAGAUGAAGGCCAAAGGGCGCGGUGCCUCUGGAGCGCCUGGCCUCAGGACUGCCUCUGGAGACGGCUCCUCAUGGCGGGGUGAUCUGUGUCGUCUUAUGACCCUCAGGAUAUCUGGUUUUCAAACACAAAUGUCAGAAGCUCUAAACACUGAGCUAGUGACCUUGGCUCAGGAGGUGCUGGCAGAUCAGCACCCCAGCUGGGACCUCUUUCAGGAGAUCUGCCCCCUGUUGAAGAAAGAAAGUGAGGUUCUGCUGGAGGACCUUGAGUGGGAGGCAGCCUGGCCAGAGGAGAAACCAAUUUUCAUUCACGAAGGAGCAAUUAGAGAGGACAUGGUGAUCAGAGAGAUGGAAGAGAUACCAGAGGAGCAAAAGCAAGUGCAAAAGGAAGCAAGGGACAUGCAGGACUUGCAGGAAACCCAGGUGAUUUCCAAAAAAGGCAAGAGAAAGAGAGUUAUUUUUUUAGAACCAGGCGACCUAACCAAGGGAAAACAAAUAUCGAAGAAGGAAGAGAAGCAAUCCUCUAAGAAGCCCUCUAAGCAAGAGAGGAAAGCAGUCCAGCAGGAAGUCAAAGUGGAUAAAAAGGAGAGGAAAAUGUACAAAGGAGAGAGGGACGUGAGUGAGGAAGUGGGAGAAAAGGCCAUACUGGAGCAGAAAGUGGUUGAUCGAGAAAGAAGACCAGUUAAGGAUGAGAGAAAGCUGUCCUGGCAGGAGCGGAAGAGGUCCUGGGAUCAGUGGAAGCAGGCCUCCAGUGAGACAAGGACAUCCUGGGGUGAAGGGAAGGAGGCUUGGGACAGGAGGCAUCUUGAGGAAGAGGAGAAACUGCAAGAGGACAAAAAGAAGCUAUUCCCAGUUGAGGAAAAGCUGUAUGAGGACGAGAGGAAGCGGAGAUGGGAUGAGUGGGAACAGGACCAGGAAAAAACGUUGUCAGCCAGGUCCAGAGAUCAACUGCUUGAGGAUGAGGAGGAAUUGACCUUGGCGGAAGAAGGAUUGUCUCAGGAAGAAGAAGAAGAGCGGGUGACAGAAGAGCAGAGACAGAUCCAGAAAGAACGUAAACAGGCCUGGGUCGACAAGAAAAGAGCCCAAGCUAAAAGAAAACGAGCCCAAGAGGAGAGGAAGUUGGCACAACAGGAAGAGAAGCUGGCACAAGAAGAGAUAAAACUGGCCCAGGAAGAGAAGGAACUGGCCAGAGAGUACGGGAAACUGGCUCAGAGAGACAGGAAAAUGGUCCAGGCAGAGAGGAAGUUUGUUCAGAAAGAGGAAAAUCUGGCCCAAAGAGGGGAGAAGCUAAGCCAGGAAGCAGAGAAAUUGGCCCAGAAAAAGAAGCAACUGGCCAAGAAAUUGGAGAAACUGGCUCAAGAAGAAGAGAAAAUAGCAAAGAAAGGAGGGAAGCUGGCUGAGGUAAAAAAUAUAUUGGCCCAGAAAGUGGAAAAACUGGCCCAGAAGGAGCAAGAUAUGGCAUCGCAAGAAAUGGAACUAGCCCAGGAACUGGAGGAGCUAGCAUGGGAAGAGGAGGAACUGGCCCGGAAGGAAGAGGAACUGAAUCAGGAAGAGGAAGAACUGGGUGAGAAAGAGGAGGAGGGACUGGCUCAGGAAGAGAAGACACUGGCCUGGAAAGAAGAGGAACUGGCUGAGGAAGAGAAAAAAUUGGUCCAGGAAGAAGAGCUGCUGAUCCAGGAAGAGAAGAAACUGGCCCAGGACAAGGAAAAACUGCGUGAGGAAGAGGAAAGUCUUGCCCAGAAAAGGGAGCAAUUGAUGGAGAAUAAGGAAAAACGGGUCCAGGAAGAAGAGCUGCUGAUCCAGGAAGAGAAGAAACUGGCCCAGGACAAGGAAAAACUGCGUGAAGAAGAGGAAAGACUUGGCCAGAAAAGGGAGAAAUUGAUGGAAAACAAGGAAAAACUGGCCCAAGAAAGAGAAAAACUGGUCCAGAACAAGGAGGCACUCACAAAGAAUAAAAUACUAGCCCGGAGGGGGAAGACUCUGGCUCAGGAGAAGGAGAAUCUGGCUCAGAGGAAAGCGAACCUACUCCAGGUCAAACAAAACCUCACCCAGGACAGAAAUAAAUUAGUCCAAGUAAAAGAGAAACUGGAUGUAUACAAGAAUAAACUGACACCGAUGGAAGAGAAGAUUAUGGAGGAAAAGAAGAAACUUUUCCAGAAGAAGGAAAAACAGGCUGAUGCAGAGAAAAAACUGACCCAAGAAGAGGAAAGUCUGGCUGAGAAACAGCACAAACUAGGCCAGGACAAAAUGAAAUUAGCUGUGGAGAGCAGGGCAGUAUUUCAAGAACUGCAGCUUCUCAGAGGAGAGUGGGAUGUUACUAAGGAAGAAAAGGCAUUGGACAUGGAAAUGAAGAAACUAGCUCAGGAGAAGGUGAGACUAGCUGAGAGGAAGGAAACUCUCUCCAAGGGAGAGAUUCAAGAAACCUCAAGAAAGAAAAAACCAACUAAGGAUGAACUAGAACUAAUUAAGAGGAAAUUGGCACUAGAGGAGAAGAUCCUGGUAUUUGAAGACAGGGUACUGGCCACAGAGCAAAGGGACAUUGCCAAAGGAAAACUAGAGUUUAUUAGAGGAGGGAGAGUCUAUGCCCAGGAAGAAAGGAAGCUAGCCAAGGUAAUAAGGAAGUUGGCUAAAGAAAGCAAGGGCAUUUCCAAGGAACCAUCAAAAGUGAGCAGCAAAGUCUUGAAGGUACUUCAAAACCUUACCAAAAAAGAAAGGAAACUAACCCAGGAAGAAAUACAGAUGACAAAAUUAAAGAGAUCACUUUUCUUUAUGGAAAGGAAAUUGAGCAAGGAACAGCAUACACUUGAUGCCAAAGAGUGGGGUUUUUCUGAGGAAGAAUCAGAAAUAACCGAAGAUGAGAAGAAACUGGCUAAGCAGCAGAGAAAACUGGCCAAGGAGAUGAGGAGAAUGAUAAAGAAAGAGAAACAAAUGACUGAGGAAGAAAGCAGAUUGGCCAGGCAACAGAGAGAAGUCAUAGAGGAAGAAGAGGAAGAAGUGACAGAGGAAGAGGAGGUAAUGCCGUUCCUUAAACAAAGGUCAAGAAAGAGGAGAAUGGACAUGAGACAGGAAGAGUUUCCCCGUCAAGGGGAUAAGGUGGAAAGAGAAGAGAGCUUUUAUGAAGAAAUGGAAAGCCUGUUACAUGAAGUAGAGCGAGACAGUUUGUCUGAGGAGGAGAAAGAGGAAGAGGAGGAGGAAGAGAAGGAAGAAGACAAGGAGGAAGAGCAGGAGGAGGAAGAGGAUGAAGAGGAGAAGGAGGAGAAGGAAGGGAAGGAGAAGAAGAAGAAGAAGAAGAAGGUUCAGGAGCAGGAAGUGUUUGAGGAGAAGGAAGCCAUCAUGAGGGAGGAACAGAUAGAAAGUUUGAGCGAUAAAGAAACAGAAGAAGAGGAGAGAAGCUCAUUGGAGGAAGAGGUAGACAAGGAAAAAGAGAUCUUAAAAAAAGAAAAACUAUUUAAGUUACAAGAGGAGAGAAGAAAGGACCUAAGAGAAAGCGGCACAGUCCCUUCUAUUAGAAAAAGAAUCCCUGAGGUCAGAGGCAGUCCUAUAAAACGGGGAGUUCUGAAAAGCCCUUCCAGGAAACUUAUCUCAAUAGCUCUGGGGAGGGAAGAGAAAAGACCAGUGCCAGUGCCUACGAAACAAAUAUCCUGGGAAGACAAGGCCACAGUACUUGAGACGUCCAAGAUAUUCCCAGAGCCAAGGUUUGUAGAUAAACAAGGAGAACUGUUGAAGAAACAUAAGCCCACACCUCCACAAGUUAUGGGUACAGUUUUGGAGUCCCAAGAGCCAGACUUAAAGACCGCAUAUUUAUCCCACAUAUUGAGGAAGACCAUGGAAGCUCAGAAACUCCAGGGCAAACCAGUAGGGGCCAAGUGGCAGUGGCUUUUGCAGCAUCAUCCAUCUCUGCUGGCACAGACCGAGGUGCAAUUACCUGUGCCCCACAUCCUGGCUGAGGAAAUAUAUGCAGAGGUAAGCCUCUCAGAUGUUGAGUGGCUUCACCAUGUCCUAGAACGGAUGGAGGCAGGAGAACAGAUUUCCAGGGAUAGUUUCCACAGAUUGUGCCAGCUCCUCAAAGACCUCACCUCAAAGGGAAACUUAGAAUGGAUGCAUCUGGCCAUCCUUGAAGCCAUAGUGUACCGCCAUAGGCAGGUCCUGGAAUCACGAAGCACAGGUGUCUCAAAACUCAGUAAGGAGCCCAUGGGUCCAAAACACCUGAAAGUGAUCCCUCCUAUAAAAGGAAAGGAAAAGGAAAGCUCACUAAAACCUUUGGCUGUCCCCACACCAAAGUUGCCAUUAGCUACGAAAAGGAUUCCAGACCCAAAGGCUAUAAAUUGGCAUCUUCUGGGAGAGCCUUACAGGAGUGCUUGGGCAGAGCAGAUAUCCAGUGCUCUCAAGGAGAUGGAGAUACAACACUUUUAUCCUAACGCAAGAGACAUUCCUACAGGUGCCCGUGCCUCUGUGGAAAAACAAACACUAGCACUGAUGUUUCAAAAGGACUUCUGGGCUUUUAAGGAUAGGGGCAGGUUUCCCAAAUUGCCCAAGUUGAAGAAGAAGACACAGCCCAUCUCCAAGAAAAAGGAAGAGGUGCCCCAAUGGGAGACAUUUGUGGCACUGUACCAUGUUUUGCGGAUGUUACAGGAGCGAUAUGCAAAAGACAGUGCUGCUUGGAUGGAACAGUUCUACCACCUCAUGGACCUGUACCAACUUAAGUCGCCCCGAAUCCAGAGGCUGCUACAGGAGCUGCUCCUGAGAGGGGAACCCCAGUUCCAAGAGACCAUCUACAAAGAGGCCUUAAAGACCAUGGAGCUAGUUCCCGGGGAGCGGUUGUUCUACCGCUUGUUUUGUGGUGGCUCUCACAUCCCUAGAGGUCCUCUGGAGUUCCAGGAGGUGGUGUCCCUCCCAGGGCAGAACAAUGUGCAUACCGUGCUUCCCAUGGGCAUUGCCCACUAUGGGAUCUUAGAACUGGCCUGGAAGAGCCUGCCCCAGGCUGACAUUCACCUCACCAAGGAAUUUCCCCUCAUCGUUGCUCCUACCCCCUAAUUUGAGACUGACUGGAGGUCAAGAUUUUUCAUUCCCACCUGGACAAAGGCCUUGUUCUCAGAAUCUAGACCUUUAUCUCUAGGGCCCACACAGAGGUAGGGCCAGGCCAAAGCCCUCUCCCUACCCUGCUCCAGAAGCCAGCUUUUAUAUGUGGAAUAAAGAGGAAGUUCUCAU
Molecule: messenger RNA, 9013 nt
Organism: Diceros bicornis minor
Lineage: Eukaryota; Metazoa; Chordata; Mammalia; Perissodactyla; Rhinocerotidae
Product: WD repeat-containing protein 87-like
Exons: 5
Coding region: 41-8839 (2932 amino acids)
Molecular function (GO): protein binding
Source: RefSeq, a predicted model, not a curated record